AUUGAUGUUAUACAUGGUACAAUAAAUGUAAAAUAAAUAUAAGCAGAUACUGUCUCGCGUUUGCGAUAGUUUUCACUAGUUUCAAGCCGUCGUAAUUACUUGAAAGAAAGAAAAUAUUUAAACUUACAGGACAAACACUGAAAGUAAAGUCUGACAAAAAAAAAAAAAAAAAAAAAAAAAAAAAUAAAUAAAGAAAUAAAAAAAAAAGACCAACAAUAAAAUUCAGAAGGGUUUGCAAUUUUUUUUAUAGAAAGAAAUAAACAUUCACAACAGGCGUACGGCAAUAUUUACAUUAUUAUCAAUUACAAUGUAGAGACAAAGAUUUCAUGAAUUGUGUGUUAUGUUACAUCUCUUCCGUUUGUUGGUUUGUCUGUCUGUCCGGCUGUCACCACCAAGUACUUGUGGAAACAAGUAGAAUUCUUUUUGAAAUGCAGGUACAAUUAUCAGGGUCUUAUCUGAGGCUGAGGGGAGAACUAGUUACGAGUGGUCUUUAUCUCCUUUUAUCCUCUUGGCAUCAAGACCCUUCACAGUACAUUACACAACUUCAAUGCAGACAACAUCGACACGAACCACGCGCUUUGUCUUACUACCAUAUAUAUAUAUAAAUACGAUAUAAAAAUAAAAUGAUAUAUAUAUAUAACGACUGCUUGUUCUAUAUUGUGACAAAGAUGAGACAUGGUUCUGCCAGCGUUCAUCGAAUGUUAAUGCUCGUCACAUUAUGAAACCUGUUCUUCCCAUUCACAUGCAAGCAAACAAUACUAAAUAAUAAUCUGUGGAGCUCGUAGCUUCAUUAUUUAAGCCUUUACAGCAUGCCUCCCGCUCCUUGUUUUCAUAAAUCAUGUUCUAUGUAUACAACUUAUUUUUCGAAUAACGUUUUCUAUUGAAGCAAAAACAAAAAACAAAAAGAAAAAAGAAAAAAAUAUCAACAACAAGAACAAAACCCCUAGCCGGGACUAUCACAGGCACAUCUAGAAAACUAGACAUCACAUGAAAUAGUCAUAAAGGCUUUAUAUCAUAACAUUAUUGCCCCACAUCACAUCAUUCAGAAGAUAAAGUUACUCUAAAGCAGACUGUGUGGCUGUCACUGAAGUUAGCUGUGGAAGUCAAGCGCCAAAAGAUAUGGAGAUCAUAGUAUCCAGUCCAGCCGCUUCGAAAGAAGUCGAUAAAGAGGCAGAAAGUGAACAGAAGUUGUCAGGCGAAGAUGUUGAAAUUAAGACUUUUGAAAUGAAAAGAGAGUUGGGAUUCACCAGCAGCAUAGCAAUUAUCAUCGGUACAAUUGUUGGUUCCGGAAUUUUUGUAUCACCCAAGGGUGUGCUACAGAGAACGGGGUCCGUGGCGCUCAGCCUCAUUGUCUGGGUUGGUGCUGGCCUCAUCGGCCUCCUUGGAGGACUGUGCUAUAUUGAGCUGGGCACCUUGAUCCAGAAAUCUGGAGGAGACUACACCUACCUGAAGGCAGCACUGGGCAACAUAUUUGCCUUUGAGUUCAUGUGGGUCUCAGUUAUUGUGGGGAAAACUUCCUCCCUAGCCAUCAUGACACUGACCUUGGCAGAGUAUGUGGUGACCUUUUUUGGUCCAUGUGUCAACACUGAAGCACUAAAGAAGAUGAUUGCUGCUGCUGCAGUGGUGUUAGUGGGGAUCGUGAACUGUUACAGUGUAAGGCUGGCAGCGCGAGUUCAGGUUCUGACCACAGCCAUUAAAGUAGCAGCUCUGGUCAUUAUCCUGGUUGGAGGAGUCGUCAUGCUUUUUGAGGGUAAGACAGAAAACCUCAAAACAGGAUUCAGUGGUUCUACGGACUCUCCAUCUCAAAUUGCUCUUGCAUUCUAUGGUGCCCUCUUUGCAUAUGAUGGAUGGGCAAACCUGAACAAUGUGAUUGAGGAAGUGAAAGAUCCUGCAAAAACUCUUCCACGUGCCAUUGUUGCUGCAAUUCUGAUGGUAAUCCUUCUCUACACACUGACCAAUGUGUCCUACCUGACUAUCAUGACAUCAACUGAAUUGCUGGAAUCUGAUGCAGUUGCCAUGCUCUGGGGGAAAAGAGUAUUAAAAAGUGCUGCCAUCAUCAUGCCCCUUAGUGUCAUCGCCUCUACCUUUGGGUCUUCUAACGGCUCUGCAUUUACAGGAAGCAGGUUAAUAUUUGCUGCAGCUAGGGACAACAAUCUACCAGCAUUCUUGUCUUAUAUCCAUGUCAAACAGAGGACACCACUGACAUCCACGAUUUUCACUAUUGCUGUGGCACUUUUGAUGAUAGCCGCUGGUGAUGUAUUUAGUCUAAUUGACUUUCUUAGCUUUCUGGGCUGGUUAUUCUAUGGUCUUAACUUCUCGGCUGUUGUCAUAUUGCGAUUCAAAAUGAAGGAUGCCCCACGACCAUACAGGGUGCCAAUAAUCAUACCCAUUGUAAUGACAGUGGUGUCCAUAUAUCUGGUUAUCGCUCCCAUUAUUCAGUCGCCAAAAAUGGAGUUUCUUUAUGCCUUCCUGUUUCUGCUUGGAGGACUUGUGUUUUAUUUUCCUUUUGUAUAUUUCAAGCUGAAAUUUCCAGGCAUAGAUAAAUUCACUAUGUGGUCACAGCUGCUGCUGGAGGUAUCACCAACAGAUCAUCAUGAGGAUUAAGAAACCAUUUCGCUAAUUAUACAACAUGUUGACUCAAGUUUAGAGAAGGAAUCAUCUCCAGACAUCAUUCCAAGUGUUCCUGCUCCACAAAAAGCAGAAUAUGCCAAAUUCAGUACAUGUUCAUUACUUGAAUCUACAAAAGUUGUUGUAAAAAGUGUACAAUGAACGGCCUAAUGCACUGUAUUUGUGAUGAUAUAUUUGUUUCAGAUAUCCCUUUGUAUUCUUUUGGAAUUUUAAAUUUCACCAAUGACAUCUUUAGUUUCAUUUGGCAUAUGUAUGCCACAUUAUUGUUUUUCUUAUAUUGUUAUAAAUAUUUGUAAAAUUGACAGAGAGAUUAACAGUGGAAAACCUCACAAAAGGUUAAGCAUUGGUCUCGACAGACAGACAGCAGUCCACCUAUACACCUCCGUGGUCCAACCGAUUGAACCGAAAGCCAAAUUGAAGAGGGUCCAGUUUGCCCCCGGUGGAACGUGAAGCAUGUCCGAGAACCAGAGCUUUCAUCCCAACAGGUCAAGGCCACCGGCCUAUCAUCGUUCACUGACAUCACCAGGGCUGGUCUACCUUUAGGCGAACUUUACAGUCGCCGAGGGCAGUCACGGAGGUGAAGGAGGGACGCAAAAAUGGCCUGCUGCUGUUUUUUUUUUUUAAGUGAUGGAAAAUGUUAGGGGAAAAUAUUAAAUAUCAAAAUGACAUUUGCAGGGCAUCUUUCCUCUGGUUCACUUAACAAAAUCACACGCCAUUGGAGAUAGUAGACAAAACGGGACAAUCAUUGCUGGACGACAGCAAAACAAACCAUUGAAGAAUGAAGGGUCACAACAAGCAGUGUUCACUCGAACCCCGAAUUAGCUUUGAGCUGGACAAGCUCGGGACCCGCACGUUGAGAUGCCUGUUGGAGGACAAUUCACCCCCUGAACAGGGAAGUUGAUACCUUUUCUAUAAACAUCAAUGGCCCAUUCGAAGCCUGAAGUGAGGGAAACCUUGGGCCGACAAUGCUCCAGCAGAGUUGCUCAAGUGUGGCGGGGAAAAGACAGUGAAAGUACUCACCGCACUGUCUAGAAAUCUGGAAAAACAGAAAAGUGGUCCAAAGAAUGGAAACAAUCCCUGGUCAUAGCCCCCUACACCAGAAGAAGGGUACUUGCAAGCAAGGGAUAACCUUUGUCUCCUGUGCUGUUUAGUAUCUAUUUGGAGAACAUGCUACACAGUACCUUUCAAGACCGUCAAAGUCAUGGUGAGCACCAGCGGGCUUAGCAAGGUGGAGAUAAUCGAGAAUGGAACGGAGAGCGAGGAACUUCAAAGCUUCAGUUACCUGGGCUCUGUUUUGUCCAUGGACGGCGGCUGAGCUGUUGACUUUCGUCUCCAAAUCAUAGCUGCAACAGAGACUGAAUGGAGUAUGGGACAACAACAUCCUCUUUACCACCAGAUACAGGCUCUACAAGGCCCUCAUCCUUACAUGAACAGACACAGCCUCAAGUUUGCGUUUCCAGAUUGUUUCCCAUUGUUUAAAUAUGUUGUAAUUACUUAAAGGUAGAUAACACAGAGGAACACUGUAAUUCAAGUUUGAUGAAUAAAGAGACUAAACCUA
Messenger RNA from Pomacea canaliculata, 4186 nucleotides. Its product is annotated as b(0,+)-type amino acid transporter 1-like. The record is from RefSeq and is a predicted model, not a curated record. Gene Ontology annotation, biological process: amino acid transmembrane transport. Bases 1120 to 2604 code for a protein of 494 amino acids. Lineage: Eukaryota; Metazoa; Mollusca; Gastropoda; Architaenioglossa; Ampullariidae. The transcript is spliced from 13 exons. Gene Ontology annotation, cellular component: membrane. Gene Ontology annotation, molecular function: L-amino acid transmembrane transporter activity.